AUGAAUGAGUUCGAUCAAAAUUUUGAAAAUUAUAAUAGUUUUAAUGAAUAUAUUACUAAAAUGGAAGAAUUAGAAUAUAGUGAAAUGCUUAGUACAGAUAUGCAAAUUUUUAAAAUUAAUAAUCCUAAUAUUGAUAGUGAAGAGGAUAUAAGAAUCGAAGAUUCUAUAGUAGAGGUAGAAGAUACAAGUUCAGAAACUUCUACUAGAUAUUCUGCAGAUAUUAUUCAAAGUAUACAACCUUUUUCUGUAGUAGAUGAGCCUUCAUUUCGUAAAUUAUUAAAUAAACUUGAUCCACUAUUUAAAAUUCCAAAGCGACAAUUAAUUCAAAAUAAAAUUUUGGAUACAUUUAUAAAACAAUAUUAUAAACUUAAUGUAAUAAUUAGUAAUUUUCCUGGAACUGUAUCAAUUACUACAGAUAUGUGGGCUAAUAUUAAAAUAGAGAAAUUUUAUAUGAAAACAGCAAUUUGUAACUUUAUAAUGUCAAUUUUGAAUGAAUUUAACUUAACUCAAAAAGUUGCUACUAUUACAAGUGAUAAUGGAGCGAAUGUAGUUAAAGCAUGUCAUCUAAUAAAAGCAAAACUUGAUUCUGAUGAGUUUACACAUUAUCGUUGUAUUUGUUAUAUACUUAAUCUUGCAGUAGGAAGUAGAUUAAAACAG
Dentiscutata erythropus is the source of this 657-nucleotide messenger RNA. The record is from the annotation of a GenBank genome assembly. Lineage: Eukaryota; Fungi; Glomeromycota; Glomeromycetes; Diversisporales; Gigasporaceae.